Molecule: messenger RNA, 658 nt
Organism: Wyeomyia smithii (pitcher-plant mosquito)
Lineage: Eukaryota; Metazoa; Arthropoda; Insecta; Diptera; Culicidae
Exons: 2
Coding region: 144-500 (118 amino acids)
Source: RefSeq, a predicted model, not a curated record
AUCGAAAAGUACAACAUUUUGGCAGCCAUAAACAUUCCGUAAUGUCCGAGGAUCCGAGGACCACAGAAGUAUAAAAAGUGUUGAAAGUUUAAGUUCAUUUUCUCAGUACGUACGAGAAAGUAAACCGCAGCAGAGAAAGGAGCAUGACGUCCACCGGAUUCAUCCUAACUUGCGUGUUUCUUGCUGUUGUUACGCAGAUCCGAGCGCAGGGUAACACCUACCCUAACGAGUACACCUGGGGAGCGAUAACGGCCGCCACAAACACGCCCUGCUUUUCCGAUAGUGUCAACGUGUGGAAUUUUUUUCGGGUUGCAGAUCGGGUGCUUGCGUUCACACCUGCUUCUGCAAUCACUUUCAUUCGAUGUUGGAACAAUCUCCCAUUGCAUCCGUUUAUGGCCACCGUAACCAGCGGAGGAGUCGGUUUAACGACUCAGUGUACAAUUGUGUUAAGCUCCUAUCAUGGAAAACUAGUGGCGCAGUGUCAGGCGUACUGUGCUUAAAAAAGGUUUAAAAUAAGUUUUUUGUUGUAAGUUUGUUAGUAUAGGUGACAAUAGAACAUUGAUUUUGUGAAAAGUUCAGAAUAGCACGAUUCGUUAUCACAUGCAAAUGAAUGUAAGUGUGGAGAACAAUAAAUAUAAAAUUGUUUCGACUGAAUUAA